Messenger RNA from Oreochromis aureus, 2558 nucleotides. RefSeq names its product zinc-binding protein A33-like. The transcript has 2 exons. NCBI's taxonomy places the organism in Eukaryota, Metazoa, Chordata, Actinopteri, Cichliformes, Cichlidae. Gene Ontology annotation, molecular function: zinc ion binding; protein binding. Bases 95 to 1729 code for a protein of 544 amino acids. The record is from RefSeq and is a predicted model, not a curated record.
CUGUGAAAGAGAAACUGAAAGGAACCAAAGAGUUGCAUGGUUUUAACCGUCUUUUAUGCUGCUGAAAGUCGAGUAAAGUCUUGAUACAACAGACAUGGCCUCUCCUGCAAGUCUAAUAGCUGAGGAGAAUUUUCAUUGUUCCAUCUGUCUGAGUGUGUUCACUAAACCGGUGUCAACUCCCUGUGGGCACAAUUUCUGUUUUGAUUGUAUCAAAGCCUACUGGGACACCACAGAUACAUUAAUAUCAUGUCCGUUGUGCAAAGAGGAGUUUAACAUCAGACCAAAGCUUCGGGUUAAUACUUUCAUAGCCGAAAUGGCAGCAAAGUUCGAGAAAUCAGUUCAGAAAAAUUCUACUAAUAUCACAGAAGAAUCAGGAAAUGGAAAUGUGCUCUGCAACAUUUGCACCGGGGCGAGGCUCCCAGCCCUGCAGUCCUGCUUAGUGUGUAUGAUGUCCUAUUGUCAAACACAUCUCAAGCCUCAUCAGAAAAUUGUGGCCUUAAAAAAACACAAGCUUAUUCACCCGAUUGAAAACCUGGAGAGCAGGAUCUGCAAAGAUCACGGUGAACCUUUAGAUUUGUUUUGCAGCGUGGAUAAAAUGUUUCUCUGUAAUUCCUGCAAAGACAGGGACCAUGAACAGCAUAAGAUAGUGACUGUGGAGGAGGAGGCUCUAAUGAGGAAAGACCAGCUGGAAUCAGAAAAAAAAGAUGCGCGUAAGAUGAUCCAUGAACGUCAGCAAAAAAUUUGUGACACUGUACUUUUACUGGAGGCUAACAAAAAUAAUGCAGCGAAGGCACUGUCAUGCAGCAAACAUGUCAUGACUGCUAUGGUGGAGUACAUUAAAAGAGGCCAAGCUGAGCUAGCUGAUGUAAUUGAGACAAAGCAGAAAAAAAAGCAAGCAGAGGCAGACGGCUUAAUUAAUGAACUGGAGGGUGAAAUUAUGCAAAUAACCCAGAAAAGCCAGCAGCUUGACAACAUUUCAGUCACAGACGACCCCUUCAGAUUCCUUGAAAGUUACCUUUCACUUACCAUCGUUCCACCUCAAGUAAAGGACUGGUCUGAUGUGACUCUUAGCUGUGACCAGUUUAAAAUGCAGGAAGCUAUGGCCUCGCUGGAGGAAACAGUCACAAGAGAAAUAAGAAUGUUCUGUGAUCCCAACUUUAAAGAACUCAGGCGGCACGCUGUGGAACUGACACUGGAUCCUGACACAGCAAACUCUUAUCUCUAUAUUUCUGAAGAUGGGAAGCAAGUCACAUGUGGAACCCAAAGGAGGCGUGUCCCAAACAAACCAGAGAGGUUUGAUUGUGUUUACAAUGUCUUGGCAAGAGAAGGUUUCACCUCAGGAAGAUUUUACUAUGAGGUUCAGGUAAAAGACAAAACAGAGUGGGUCUUGGGAGUUGCAAAGCAAUCCAUCAACAGGAGGGGGGAUAUAAGACUGAGCCCAAAGAAUGGAUACUGGACAAUUUGGCUGAGAAAUGGAAAUGAGUUCACAGCCAAUACAGACCCUUCUGUAAAUCUUCAUGUGACGGAGGUACCUGAAAAGAUCGGGGUGUUUGUUGAUUAUGAGGAUGGUCAGGUUUCCUUUUAUGAUGUGGACAAGAGGGCUAGCAUCUUCUCCUUUACUGGAUGUAACUUCACAGAGAAGAUCUUUCCCUUCUUCAGACCGUGUGCUACUAAUGGGGGUAAAAACUCAGCCCCGCUGAUCAUCACUCCUGUCAGAUACAGCAAGUGAGGUUUGAAGGGGUUGACAUGGUGAGUUGGACUUGGCGAGUGAUUCCAACACUCCCCCCCCCCCCUCUAAAACUGCAGCCUGUCAUUUUGUUUCUUUCCUCCAUCAUUGUCAGCACUGUGUGUCAUAAUGUGUCACCUGGAAGACAGACAACUUCAUGUCUAUGCAGUCCCUAAGACAUUCACUACCCACUGCCCUCUGUGCAAUAGUGAUACUCUAAAGCAUUACAUGUUUCAGGGUUAAAUAAAUGGUCUUUAUGAGCCAAAGUGGCUGUAGCAGUGUCAGGGGUACUGUAAAGUACCCCUGACACUUUUUUCAGGCAUGUUACAUCUGUUGCAUCUGAAUUUUGGGGUCAUGACUUGACAAUAGCACACAAAAUGCAUUGAAAUAAAAUGACAGUCAGUUUCUCUCACAUGAUGCUAGAUAAUUAAUUUCUCCAUCGAUUAAUGUUAGUGAAUUAAAGUGUAAGCUUUCAGCAAAACACACAAGAAAGUGCAGUUCUGCAAAAGCUGCUUAGUGAGAGUUUAAAAUGUAAUGUAAUGCAAUGUUAAAUUAGUCAUUUUUCUCUUGUCGCUUUAAAAACUUGUUUGUUUUUUAAUCAUAGUUCAUGAAUGUGUAUUUUCUAUAUUACGCUGCUAUAAUUUCUAUAAUCUGGCCACUAAAGAGGUUUACUGUAGGAGAGAGUCAGUCCAAUUCACCUACCGGAUGGACUGUUUCAUUGCUUGUUAAUGUUGUAUUUUAACUUUAUGUCUAUGUAUUUCUUGAAGCACCAACUUGAUACACAUUUAAUAAUUGAUGCCAAAACAUUAUAUAAAAUAUUUGAUGAUCAACA